Moesziomyces antarcticus is the source of this 4221-nucleotide messenger RNA. Its product is annotated as serine/threonine-protein kinase. Gene Ontology annotation, biological process: spliceosomal complex assembly; protein phosphorylation; regulation of mRNA processing. Gene Ontology annotation, molecular function: protein kinase activity; ATP binding. The coding region runs from base 1 to 4221 and encodes 1406 amino acids. The record is from RefSeq and is a predicted model, not a curated record. Lineage: Eukaryota; Fungi; Basidiomycota; Ustilaginomycetes; Ustilaginales; Ustilaginaceae. The transcript has 4 exons.
AUGCAGCCAGCUACCGUUCCUCACACGACCGGCGCUGCUUCGGACCUUGGGCUGCCUCCGACCAAAGAUCGGUUCUUCCUUGUGCGCCUAGCUAGGCCGUCUUCCUGGCUAGGUCGGAUCAGCUGGGACAGGCGCCGACACUCCACACACAAGCGCUCAAGUUCCAGAGGAGCGGCACGGCCAGCUGACGGAUCGAGGCAGGAGACGCCGCAGAUCAGCGCGAGCGCGGAGAUGAGCCGAAGCGCAAACAACAUGACCCAGUGGACAGGCAGGCUCUCUGGAGAUCAGGAGCAGCGGUUGAGUGCGCUGCCGCCCGGCGCGCCAGCCCGGCUCGUGUGGCAAUCACUUACAGUAGGAAAUCAUGCCUGUGAGAGAACCCUGUCUCGGAUUCGACUUGGCUUGACCCUGUCCACCCGUUGCAUCACUGCGCCUCUGCGCUUCGGCACCUCUGCUCGACUGCAUCGCCGCAUCACCGCCCUGCCCUCGCGCGACCACCCUUGGCCCAACUUUGGCCGCCCUCUCUCCACUUUUGGCGUUCGGGUGCCGACCGCUCCGCAACCUCCCCGUGCAGGCUACCGCGUGCUGCAGCUGCUUUUUGAACGCGCACUGGUGCUAUCUGUCCGGCCCUAUCGUCGUUUUCCCAUUUCGCGCUCCUCGCCUCGGCUCGCCAGGCCAGGCCUCGUGCCUCCCACAUUCAAUCAAAUCAAUCUAGCCUGCAGAUUCCGCCCGCGUGCCCGCGCUCUCUCUCUCUCUCAACCUCGCCUUUGCUGCCGCUCACUUACGCCGCCCUCCGUUCCGCCCGACUCCGGUCGCAACCUUGAUCGAUUGGCACCUCUCCCCAUCUCUCCACUCAACAUCGCCCUCCCGCGUCCUCGUCCUCCGCCAUCUCCAUUGUCACUGCCACCAAUCUCAUCUCCAUUCCCCCUCCACGUCUCGCGCUUUUCUGGAUCACCGCCAUCUCACCCUCUCCGCGGCCAUCGCCACCGAAUUGCACCCACCAUCCCAACGAUUCCACGCAAGGCCGCGAUCCGUCCCAACACGGCUUUAUCCUCGUUGGCCGUGCCCAUCUUCGCAUCGCUUUCGACGACCUCUGUCGAUCAACGUCAUUCCCUUGCCUUCUCACCAUCCAACCACCUCGUCUCAGCACGCUUCCGACCCGCUGUCGAGCCGCCGCACGCUUUGAGCAGUCUCAUCAAAUCGCACGCGCUGCACGCAUCCGCCUCGCGUCGUUCGUCUUUGAAGCAACUCACCCUCUUGGCUCUCCCCACCUUUACAAGCCCACGGCCCGACAUCACCGACGAUCUCCGACUGCAUAAGCCCCGAGCUUACUUCGGCACCGCACCUUCCCCAUACAGCGGCGAGCGACUCGAUGCGUCGCCGCCUGCCCGAUGCACGCGGCUUCGGCUCGCGAGCGUCGCAGAGCUGCCGCGCCAAGCGUCCAGGUUCGGCGGACGGCAACCGUUGCUGUUGCUCUUCAUGGCGAAUCGGCCCGUUCUAACACUGGUCGCGGUGGGGACGGUCACGAGGCCGCUUGGCAACACCUGUGCCGUCGACCUACUCCCUCCGUCGUGCUGGUCCCUCAUCUUCGCCGCUACCGACAUCAACGCUCCCGCAAUGCUUUGUUUGCCUGGCUUCACUGCGACAUACGCUGACCUUGAACCGCUCUGUCCUUUCGACCUCGUCGAUCUUUGCAUCGUUGACCUCUCCAGCGACCACGGUGACAAAGCCUACAGCAACGUCAUCACAUCCACGUGCACUCCCGGCCCUUCUCCCGUCAGCACUCCUGGUGCCAUGUCCGCAUUACCUCUUCCCAUGGCCGGCGGCCAACAUCACCACCCGCCUUCGAUGCCCUCCAACUCAAUAUCCAUCGCCGGCGCCUCCCAAGAUCAACAUACACCCGGUAGUUACGGUCCUUCCUCCAUGAACGCAUCUUCCGACAUGGGUUCCGUCAUGACCGAAGAUGAGGAGGACCUCGAAGACUACGGCAAGGGCGGCUACCACCCCGUGCAUGUCGGCGACACCUUCUCCGACGGGCGCUACCUCAUCGUCAGGAAGCUCGGAUGGGGCCACUUCUCCACCGUCUGGCUUGCCAAGGACAACAAGAUGAAGAGGCACGUCGCGCUCAAGGUCGUAAAGAGCGCGCCUCACUACACCGAAACCGCCCUCGACGAGAUCAAGCUGCUCCAGCGCCUCGUCUCCGCCAACCCAAGUCACCCGGGCAGGCGCCACUGCGUCUCCCUCCUCGACCAUUUCAGACACAAGGGCCCCAACGGCUCGCACGUCUGCAUGGUUUUCGAGGUGCUCGGCGAGAACUUGCUCGGGCUCAUCAAGCGAUACCAACAUCGUGGCGUGCCUCCGCACAUUGUCAAGCAAAUCGCAAAACAGGUGCUCCUCGGCCUCGACUACAUGCACCAGGAGUGCGGCAUCAUUCACACUGAUCUCAAGCCAGAGAACGUGCUCAUCUGCAUCGACGACGUCGAGGCGGUCGUCGAGGCAGAGUUGCGGUCCAACCCGGCCGCCGUGCCCACUAAGCUCGUCGGCGUUCCGCCAAGUCAGGGCCGCGGCGGCACUCAGACGCCCAAGCGUGACGGCAUCUUCAUCACGGGCUCCCAGCCGCUGCCGAGUCCAAGCAGCAGUCUCGGAUCCAGUCCCAUGUUUGACAAGUGGGCCUUUGGCAUGUCCAAGAUCGACAAGCCAAGCGUCAGCGACAGCGAAAACGGCUUCCGCAGCGGCGCCAGCAGCGAAGCUGCCGGGUCCAAAGGUGGAUCCCUCGUCACGAGCAAGGAGCGCGAAGGCUCGACCGACGUCAUCGGACACGGAAUCUCGCAGCUCAGCACCCAAGCCUCCAGCAGCCUGCCAGGCGAUUCGUUCGGCAGCAGGACGACCACGGGCGUUCCGCAGCAAAAGGGCCCCUCGCUCCUGUCCCUCGGAGCACCACGCGUUCCGCAGGCGCCCGCGCCAGCCGCUUCGAGCUCCGCCGCACCACUCGCAGAAGCAGCUGCCGAACCGACCGACUCUCCGUCGCCCAUGUCGAUGGACUCACCGAGUCCCACCGAUCGCCAAGAGCCCACUCCCAUGGACCAAGAGAUGCACCCGCCAGCGCCCGCCGCCGGCGAUCCCACCACGCUUCCCCCGCCGCCACCGUACGAUCCCAGCUCGCUCGAGAGAAUCACCGUCAAGAUCGCCGACCUGGGCAACGCGUGUUGGGUCGACCACCACUUCACCAACGACAUUCAGACUCGUCAGUACCGAUGCCCCGAGGUGAUCCUCGGUGCCAAGUGGGGCCCAAGUGCGGACAUGUGGUCGGCAAGCUGCAUGUUCUUCGAACUGCUCACGGGUGACUACCUCUUUGAUCCUGCCGCCGGCACCAAGUACAACAAGGACGACGACCAUGUGGCUCAGAUCAUCGAGCUGCUCGGCGACUUCCCCAAGAGCCUUGCGUUUGCAGGCAAGUACAGCGCCGACAUUUUCAACCGUCGUGGAGAGCUUCGCCACAUCCACAAGCUGCGCUUCUGGCCACUCAUCUCGGUGCUGCAGGAGAAGUACCUCAUGCCGUACAACGAGGCCAACGAGCUGUCUUCCUUCCUGAUGCCCAUGCUCCGCUUGCAUCCGGAGAAGCGGUCCGGGGCGAGAGAGCUGUUGGACCAUUCGUGGAUCGAGGGUAUCGUGGUUCAGGGCGAGAUCGAGCAGGCCAUGAGACAAGCAGGCAUCGACGUCGAUGCGCUGACCGCAGGCAGUCCGUCAGGCCUGUCGCUGCCGCCUGGUCUCACACCGAGUGAGGCCGAUGCGCUCAAGCCUGUCGGGUCGGUGUCAAGCAGCCCAGCCCCAUUGGCGUUAAACAUGCAGGGUCUCGAGGAUGCCAAGCGUCGCGCCGCACAGCAUCAGGCCGAUGCUGCUGCUGCGGCAGCGGCGGCGGCUUCGCAAAAUGGAGCAUCGCAAACGACGAACACGUCGAAUGCAGCAUCUGCUGCGAUGCCCCACUCGCGCGACCCCGUUCAUGCGCUGCAAGCCGAAGCGCUUGAGCGAUCGUCGUCGAGCGAUGGCGCUGGCGAGUCGCACAUGACGAUCAAAGGGCUCGGCUCGGAGGAUGCGAGUGCCAGCCGCUCGGUCUCGACGCCAAAGCUCACCGGGCAGGCGCAGGCGGGCAGCUCGAGCAACCGUGAGGCCGGCUCACCCUCGCCGCAGGGUCUGCCGCGUCCAGUCGCAACCACAGUCCAGUAG